Gossypium raimondii (Peruvian cotton) is the source of this 1477-nucleotide messenger RNA. RefSeq lists its product as uncharacterized. The record is from RefSeq and is a predicted model, not a curated record. Lineage: Eukaryota; Viridiplantae; Streptophyta; Magnoliopsida; Malvales; Malvaceae. The transcript is spliced from 4 exons. Bases 300 to 1100 code for a protein of 266 amino acids.
AAAAAGUUUAUUUGAUUGAUACAUGUCAAAAUCUCAGCAACUGAAACGAUAAACACUUGAUUGCUUUGCUCUCAUUCUUCCAAUCCUUAUUUUGUAUUAACCCCAAUUUGCAGAAAUGUCAUAAAGUUUGUGGCAGUGAAGCGAAAACUGUGGCCAAAUGUUGUAUUCUUGAAGAAUGAUAAUGACAUAUAAGCCACCUGGAACGGAUAAUGAGUCCAAGCCUUCCACCUUGGAUUUCCAACACUUUUAGCUGCCCGAGGAUCUUCUGUUUGUGAGCAACCCCCCAUUGAUUACAGGCCAUGGCUUACUUUGCUUCCAUUUUCUUUUCUUUUUUUUUACAAGCUGCAAGUGAAAAGAUGGAAAGAGAUGAAGGAUUGAGGACUUUAGAGUGCUUGAGAGGAAGGCUUCUUGCAGAGAGACAAGCUUCAAAGACUGCAAAAGAAGAUGCUGAACUUAUGGGAAAUAAGGUAAUAGAACUUGAGAAAAAACUCAAAGAAGAGACCAAAGUAAUGAACAAAGCUGAGAAGAGGCUCAAACUGUUGAGGAAGAAGCUUGAGUCCCUCAAGUUAGUGCCAAGUUUGGAAGAAUCAGAGCACCCUGCAGCAGUUUCUUGUGUUUCAUCCACAAGCAGUUCAGGUACCAAAAACCCAGAAAGAACAGCUUCCAAGUCUCAAAAUGCAGUUCCAGGAAUUUCAAAAAAUAUGGAGGAAAAUGCAUCAGACACCACUACAUCUAUACCAAGCUUUAAAAUUUCUUUCAGCAGAGAAAAUUCUUUUUCUUCACUUGAAAACUCCAGUUUUAAAUCAAGUUCAGUCCAUGAAGAUCCAAAGGUUGAUGACACAAGGACAAGCUCUUCAAGCCUGAAAGCUUCAACAAUGGAGAUUGAUAUGAAUGGAAGAAAUGAGAAGUAUGAGGAUGAUGAUUAUGUUGAUAACUCAUUGGCAUUGGUUCCUCUAAUCCUACCAGAAACCAAGGUGGCCCCUCAGAUAAAGGUAGUGAGCAGAAGUAUAGGUGAAGUUCUUGAUACACUAAGGCAAGCCAAGGGAAGAAUUCAGAGCUCAAUGGAGAGAAGACAAAUGAUUAGGGUAGGGCCUUCUUGAAUUCAUGCAAAGUAAACAGUAAUUAUGGUGGCAUUUAGAUAAAUAAAAUACAAAGUGACAGAUGUUCUCUCGCGCAUUGUAUUUAAAUUUGUGCCUUAAUCAAAUCGUUUAGUUGGUACAAAGUUUUAGUAUAGCAUGUGAUGUGGGGAUGUCAUGUGACCCUCCAUUGACUUGGGUCCCAAACCUUACCCACUUGCACUUUAGGUUGGUUUGAGUUUGAAUAGCAACACAGAGUCUUAUCUGGGUUUCUGUUUAUUCUGUACGCUUGUCUUCAAUGUACCGACAGUGUAUAUGUUAGUGAAUCAUAUUAAAUUACACACUAAUUAGUAAUUUUAAAAAUAAAUGUAAUUAUUAUAGUUUUUAGGAGUUUGUAUUCA